UUUCAAAUAGACUCCAAAUCCUAUUGUAAGUGUAUGUUGAAGCUGUUGAAUUGAGCCCGUUAGUGUGUACGGUCGCUAGCAGGCCCCUCGUCGCGUCGAGAUUUGAUGCCUACGCGAUUCUCAACACCAAAUAAUUCGACAACCCCUCAGCGCAACACCACAUCGUCGAGAGAACACUGCCCGGCGUGGAACUCCUCUGGCAGAUUAUGGAGAAACGGUGAUUGAAGCUCAUAUCAUCAAUGGCAGAUUCACCAGCCAAACGGCGCAAAACAUCGCCCACCACUUCCGUUGCAAUCGACGCGCCUGCGACACCGAGUCGAAUACCUGUACCGAUUGCUUCACAAAGUGCGGCGAAGACCUCAGCUCGUAGACCAUCGUUUGCUUCUCCGACGAAGGCAAGCUUAGCAAGACAUAAUCCUCAAUUGCUGAACAGACCAUCGUCCUCAGGAGCUGGAUCAGUGAGGCCUAGCAGUCGGGGAAGGAAUCUACAAGAUGUGUUUGCAAAAGCUUUGGGAGAAACUGCUCCUCCUGUAGGACAGUCUGUAAUUUCUGGAGCAGACAGAGAGGGUUCAAAAUCAAUGUCAACGACCGAAGAGAAUGAGCCUGAGGAUUUACAAACACAGCAGCCAAGAGCAUCCACACCGAAAGCUCGCAGUACAAAGCCUGUUGGGGGUGGACUUUCUACAAAACCGAGAAGACCAUCACGAUCUCCAGUCAAGAGACCUAACAAAACACCUACUGUAUUUCCAGAAGUGGAUCCAACGAAAGGAUUACCAGAGGACUUCAAUCCGUUCCAAAAGAAAGGCUUGAGAAGGUCACCGGUGCCUGGCCAGGCUGAAUUAUUGCCCCAGCAAGAAGUUCAACAGAGUCAACAAGAGAACAUCAAUCCAUUCCGCAAGACUGGCUUGAGAAGAUCACCUGUCUCGUCACAGCCAGUUGAGAAUGUCGAGCCUCCGCAAGUUGAGGCUCCCGCCUACCGUUCAACGACCAAGACCGCCCCAACGAUGCCAACGCCUUCAACCCACCGUGCCCAGCAAGCAGAAAUUCCUAUAGAGGCUCCAGCCUAUGUUGCCACAACUCCGACUGAGCCAGCACCUCCUUUAUCUAGCAUUGCUGAUAUCGUGCACGAAGCGUCGCUGCCACAGCAAGAUGAGCCUCCGUCAGAUGGUAUUGUACUUCCCGAAGAGCUACUAGGCUCACUUGAGCCCCCAAGAUCACCCAGAGGACAAGGAAUGACAGCAUUGUUUCCUGUGAGUCGCCCUGAGCGUCCUGAGCCGGAGCUACCUCCCACGCCAACUCAGAGGGGGAUACCAGAUCCAAUCGUCACUACACCACCAACAGGAAUCCACGAUACGCCCAGCAAGAGAGCGAGGAGGAGCAAGGCGCUAUCCGCGAAGCUCAAGUCAUCGCCUCUGAAGCCGCGAGACCCACCUCCUCAGGUUUCCGUGAAAGAGAAACAAGCUGAACCCCAAGAAGAGCAGAAGGAACAGAAGAAGGCUCAAGAAGAACCAGUCAAACGACGAAAGUCGGCCAGGUUUCUGAUUCCUGAAGACCCCCACGCUGCCAAGAAGAAGGCUCGUGAUGAUCUUUUGAAUGAGCUUCAGCAACUGCGGGCGGAUGUAGCUCUAGCAAACCAAGAGAACGAGCGAUUGCGCCGGCAGGCAGAAUCGAGGAAAAAGAAAGCUGCUACUGCGGAUCCGGAUGAGCUUAUUGCUAUGUUGACAAGGGCUACAGCACUCGAACGGCCGGUCAAGCCGAAGCCAAAACCUUCAAGCAUCUUCAAAUCAAUCAGCACCUUUCUUCCAUUCAAUCCGAAAACGAGAGCUGCGCCUUUGCCUAUUUCAGAAAAGCCACCUCCCUCUCAUCUCCCUAUUGCGCUCGACGAUCCAUUACCCUAUCUUCAAGCAUUUUCUGGUCUCAACUAUACAUCGACCAUCACUCUACUCCCAUCGGACCUGACCUCAUCGGAUACUGCUUCACAAGAGCUAGAGCAGUCGCUCAUGCAGAAACAUAUUAUAACAGCUUCUCACCCAUCUAGCCUCUUCACGACUCGUUUCGCGAUGACAGUGGAUACCUCAGCGCUGUCCAUAUCAUCUGUUGAUAUUCUUCGACUUGACAUGAAUGCGGAGAAAGAACUUGGAACGUUCAUCCGAGGACGAGCAAGAGACGAAGGACCUCUUGGAAGAGAUAUCACAGUCAUCUGCUGGGCAAUGUCUCGUUGGGUUGAAGUCUCGAUCAGACGGGCACAAUUCUGGUGUGCUGUCGAACAAGAACUUGGUACACCAGAUGCGAGAAUAAAAUCUCUACAAAGAAAAAGGAAGCGGAAACGUCUCGGCUCAGUCAUUGACAAUGAUGAGGAUUCUGUGGAAGGUGUCGAGGAUGAGCAUGAGAAGAGCAAGUGGACCAGGAAACAGCUACUACCGCACUUCGGACGAAGUAGCAUGGAGCUCUCGAACGAGGACGUAGAGGUGAGAUUCGAGUGGAAGAUAAAUUUCGACUGGACAGGCGAGGUCGACAGCUCAAUCGCGGCGGCUGCCAGGGUACCAAAGAUUUGGCAACAUGCCGAUGAGCGAAGCAGCCUCAGCAAGGUGCCUGAAACUUUUGAAAAGCUGAAGAAGGAAAAGGGUCCUCUCGGCGCUGUACGAGCUAUGGUUGGAUUGCUGAUGCCACCAUUGUGAGGGAUGUGUCUGACGAUAUGCAUGAUAAUGAGUUGUUGAGCUGAAAUAUAUAUCACUUUGCUUGUUACCGCUCCUGAUGCCAGGAUCCGCCGCACAUUUUUGACACUUUCCUUCUUGCGUGUCCGAAUUCUAAUCAAAC
Molecule: messenger RNA, 2817 nt
Organism: Mollisia scopiformis
Lineage: Eukaryota; Fungi; Ascomycota; Leotiomycetes; Helotiales; Mollisiaceae
Exons: 2
Coding region: 240-2678 (812 amino acids)
Source: RefSeq, a predicted model, not a curated record